AUGCACAGGGACCUGGGAGUCCGGGUGCAGAGGGACCUGGGAAUCCGGGUGCAGAGGGACUUGGAAUUCAGGGUGCAGAGGGACUUGGGAGUCCGGGUGCAGAGGGAUCUGGGAGUCCGGGUGCACAGGGACCUGGGAGUCCGGGUGCAGAAGGUCCUGGGAGUCUGGAUGUUGAGGUUCCUGGGAGUCCGGGUGCAGAGGGACUUGGAAUUCCGGGUGCAGAGGGGCUUGGGAGUCUGGGUGCAGAUGGAACUGGGAGUCCAGGUGCAGAAGGACCUGGGAGCCCGGGUGGAGAGGGACCUGGGAGUCUGGGUGGAGAGGGACCUGGGAGUCCGGGUGCAGAGGGACCUGGGAGUCCGGAGACCUGGGAUCCUGGGUACAGAAGGACCUGGGAGUCCGGGUGCAGAGGGACCUGGGAGCCCGGGUGUAGAGAGACCUGAGAGUCCGUGUGUAGAGGCACCUGGGAGUCUGGGUACAGAGGGUCCUGGGAGUCUGGGUGCACAGGGACCUGAGAGUCCGGGUGCAGAGGGACCUGGGAGUCCAGGUGCAGAGGGACCUGGGAGCCCGGGUUCAGAGGGACCUGGGAGUCCGGAGGGAACUGGGAGUCUGGGUGCACAGGGACCUGGGAGUCCGGUGCAGAGGGAACUGGGAGUCUGGGUGCAGAGGGACCUGGGAGUCUGGGUGCAGAGGGACCUGGGAGUCUGGGUACAGAGGGAACUGGGAGUCCGGGUACAGAGGGACCUGGGAGUCCGGGUGCAGAGGGACCUGGGAGUCUGGGUGCAGAGGGAACUGGGAGUCUGGGUGCAGAGGGACCUGGGAGUCUGGGUACAGAGGGAACUGGGAGUCCCGGUGCAGAGGGACCUGGAAGUCUGGGUACAGAGGGAACUAGGAGUCUGGGUGCAGAGGGACCUGGGAGUCUGGGUACAGAGGGAACUGGGAGUCUGGGUGCAGAGGAACCUGGGAGUCUGGGUACAGAGAGACCUGGGAGCCCGGGUUCAGAGGGACCUGGGAGUCUGGGUGCAGAGGGACCUGGGAGCCCGGGUGCAGAGGGACCUGGGAGCCCGGGUUCAGAGGGACCUGGGAGUCCGGGUGCAGAGGGACCUGGGAGCCCGGGUUCAGAGGGACCUGGGAGUCCGGAGGGACCUGGGAGCCCGGGUUCAGAGGGACCUGGGAGUCCGGGUGCAGAGGGACCUGGGAGUCUGGGUACAGAGGGAACUGGGAGUCCGGAUGCAGAAGGAACUGGGAGUCUGGGUUCAGAGGGACCUGGGAGUCCGGGUACAGAGGGACCUGAGAGUCCGGGUGCAGAGGGACCUGGGAGUCCAGGUGCAGAGGGACCUGGGAGCCCGGGUUCAGAGGGACCUGGGAGUCCGGGUGCAGAGGGACCUGGGAGUCUGGGUACAGAGGGAACUGGGAGUCCGGAUGCAGAAGGAACUGGGAGUCUGGGUUCAGAGGGACCUGGGAGUCCGGGUACAGAGGGACCUGGGAGUCUGGGUACAGAGGGAACUGGGAGUCCGGGUACAGAGGGACCUGGGAGUCCGGGUACAGAGGGACCUGGGAGUCUGGGGAACUGGGAGUCCGGGUGCAGAGGGUCCUAGGAGUCCGGGUAUAAAAGGACCUGGGAGUCCGGGUGUAGAGGGACCUGGGAUCCCGGAUGCACAGGGACCUGGGAGUCCGGGUGCAGAGGGACAUGGGAGCCCGGCUGCAGAGGGUCCUAGGAGCCCUGGUACAGAGGGACCUGGGAGUCCGGGAAAGCAGUUGAGAGAUUUUGAAUGUUGA
Molecule: messenger RNA, 1776 nt
Organism: Hemiscyllium ocellatum (epaulette shark)
Lineage: Eukaryota; Metazoa; Chordata; Chondrichthyes; Orectolobiformes; Hemiscylliidae
Product: S-antigen protein-like
Exons: 6
Coding region: 1-1776 (591 amino acids)
Source: RefSeq, a predicted model, not a curated record